AUGGCCGCUCUCGUUUCAUUGCAAGACAUUGAAAAUGCCAUUGAAAUAAUCAAAAAAAGUCCUAUGGUUUACAGGACUCCACUUUUACAAAAUGUGCAAAACAUGAUGGGUCUUGGGGACCAAUUUAAGCUGCAUUUGAAGAUGGAAAACAUGCAGAAUACAGGUAUAAUUUAUUACUUAAACACAGUAUAAAACAUCGAGUGAAAUUUACCGAUGUUGAUAAGCUAUAAAACCACUGAUUAUCUUGGUAUGUGUAAUGGUUUGUGUCGACAUUUAGAAGGGCUUCGAAUUUCCUGAUGUAACUCGAACUGUAAUUCUCAAGAGAUGAAUGUUAAAACAAGGUUCCGUCUUUCUACACCAAGGGCUCAGUCUGAAUACCUGAAUUAAUUGGAGAAAGUCCCUCUUAGGGUGGGGGUUCGGUUACGUACGGUAUGUCUCUAGUAUGAAUUUCAAAUACGAUGGUUUUGCGUUUUCAGGAAUGUAGGUCAUGUCUCUCUCUGUAUAAUAUUUUAACGUACCAUAAUUAUUUCCUCAAAAAAUAGCAGGGGCAAUUAUUUUUCCCUUCGCCCCAACAGGCGGCGAUUAAUCGAGGGAGGCGAUUAUUUCAAAUAUUGCUCACUGGAAGUCGUGCCCUAAGUAUUGUUUUUGUUCUAUUAUCCCAUUAUAUCAAAAAAUAAUCACAUCAAAUAAACUGAACAUGGGCUUAUGGUGUUCCAAGAUUAGAUUAAUUUUCAUUUCCAAUAUCCUUGGCGUCAAAGCUUGAAUUGUUACCGAUCAGUUUUUGCCCGAUCAGACUCCACUUCAUUUUCAGCCUCCAGAUUUACAUACCGCUAUAUAUGGGUAUCCCUGCAAGAGGGUGAGGGCAAUUAUUCGAGGGAGGCGAUUAUUUUAAAUAUUUCUAUUAACGGGGGGUGACAAUUCAAGGCUCAAGGGAGGCACUUAAUCGAGGGAUGGCUACUAUUCAAGGAGAUACGUUAUCUAUCCAUUUCAUCUAGUCUUAUGUCGCCUUUGACCAGAUGAAUUUUUUUUGUUGCCCGUAAGUGGGCCUAUAACUGGGUGGGGGCCUGUAACACAGGGAAAAAUAACCGAUUCCCAUUUUUGGAUAUUUUUGGGUAUUUAAAAAAUACCCACAAAAAUCCCAAAUUUGGAAGAGUGAGACAAGUCCCAAUCUGGGAACUUGGUUGGGAAUUCCCUGGUUGGGACUUGUCUCACUUUGCCAAAUUUGGGAUUUUUGUGGGUAUUCUUAAAAUACCCCAAAAUAUCCAAAAAUGGGAAUCCGUUAUUUUUUCCUGUGUAAGUAGGGGGAUGGGGGCUUAUAAGGGAAAGUUUAGGGUAGCUUAUAAACCUUUUUUGUGUUAGGUUCAUUUAAAACCCGUGGCAUUGUCAACCAGUUUGCCCACAUCCCUGCUGAAGUCAUUGGCAGCAGGAGAAACCUUGUGUCCAUCUCAGCUGGGAAUUAUGGCAAGGCAUUUGCUAUUGCUACAAAGAAACAGAACUUACCAGCGACGCUGUGUAUGCCAGAGACAGCACCUGUGAACAGAGUAACGCUAAUUGAGGUAUUUCUUUACUUUUCUCAAGUUUCUAAAGGCAAAUUAACUGUCUCUUGAUUGAUAUCUUAUGAUAUUAAAACUUAAUCACAUGCAACUUGAACUUACAAGAAGCCUACAAUAAAUAUUGACCCAAGUUGUACCUUUAAAUCUACAGUCCCAAGACAUUUGUAUAAGGUUUGAUUUGCAUUAAUAUACAGUCAACAACUCGUGUCAUUUAUAGGCAUAAUUACUGUCAACAUAUUGCAUGCAGUAAAGCUGUGGAUAGUGAUUAUCUUACGGCUAACCUGAAAUAACUAUAUUCGUUUCUAACAAUUCAAAGCUGAUUUGCAGAGUCUUGGUGUGACAGUGGAAAGAAUGCCAUCAUGCAAUUUACAAGCUGCUGUUGAUCGCCAUGUCAGUGAUGAUGGCAUGUAUUUCCUUCACUCCUUUGAUGACCUUAAUCUUAUCGCAGGCUAUGGAAGGUAACACAUUAUUUCUGGCAAUAAAAUGAGGGAGGGAGAUGGAGGGAGCGGUGGGCAGUUGGGUGAGCUUUUGAUGGGUAUGUGACUUUGUGCCACAUGUCUCCCAGAACCUUGAUCAGCCCAAUAUUAUAGUUAUAAACUUUGCAUAAUCGAAUUAUCAUAAUCAAGGCUGAGCUCUUACAGUGCCUGCACACAUUUCCAAUCCUCUUGACUAGAUUCUAGAGGACAAAACCUGCCUGGUGGCCCCUGGCACACAACUUUUGCGUACAGGUGACUAGAAAGUCUUUUUUUUAGAUAUAAAUCAUACACUGGGCACCAUACUGAUCUCACAGAUUCAUAGAGCAUAUUUGCAGAGCUGACCUUACAAUUUUUUUUUAUAGCUUAGCCUUGAAUGAUAUUUAUGAGUGCAAUGCUGAAAUUAAGGUGACAAUUGACUCUUGAUCUAAUUUCAAAUUCUCCAUCUCAUCCACAAGCAUAAUAUGAAGUGCACUGGAAUUACAUUUUUUUUAUCAGUUUAUCAGAAGCCACUUAAGAGCUUUACUCCAGCUGGCACCACUUAACGUUGUGUCUACAAAGCUACCUUUUCUUCUGAUCAACCCUUUUUAAUUUCAAUGUGUCAAAUUUGUUCAAAAUGCGCAAUGUCCCAUUUAAGUACAACUUGUCCCGAGUCAUCUGUUUGUCUCUUAUAUUAUUUGAUGAGGUUUAAUCGCUACUGGAAUAGCCUGCAAUGAGUAUUCUCCUUAUUCAAUUGCUAGUGCUGGUGUCGAGAUAUUAGAAGAAAUUCCAAAUCCUGAUGUAGUGAUUGUGUGUUGUGGAGGAGGUGGCCUAGUCUCUGGUGUUGCGGCAAGCAUAAAACUUAAGGGAAGUAAAGCAACAAGAAUAUUUGCUGUGGAACCUGAAGGAGGUGGGUGAAUUAGAAGUCAAGCCCUAUCCCCCAUUUCAGUAGGGUUAUAAUUGCCGGUAACUUCUGGAACCAUCAGUUUAAAAAGAUCUGGGAUUUUCGAAAAAAAAAAAUUAUUGAAUGCAGAUGUACAAUGGUGAGAUAAUGACAAAGAAAAAAUUAAUAAGCUUUUAAAAUAUAUUAAAUUUGCAGCACCUACUAUGUAUCUGAGUAAACAGCAAGGUCAUUCUGUCAGUGUGAAAUCAGUAAACACCAUCGCCUCAGGACUUGCUCCACCUUAUGCAGGUAAGGAAGACGGUGAACAUAAUUUCUGGGGACUCUGCAAUAAAAUAGCUCAAACUAUAUUAUGUAACACUAGCACCCCGCAUAUAGCCCAUUGCUACCUAGAAAUGUCUGUGCAUUGUGCGUUUCUAAUAUUUAAGGACAGUUUCCCUUCCCAGUAGCGUGCUCAGUCUUUUCAGUGUUCUGUACACUUCUUUACCUGCCCCGCCCACCUCCUCGCAGUUAUGAACUAUUUAAAUUCACUAAGAAACAAUAAUAAUCAUCUUUAUUGAGGAAACUUUUUCAUAAAAGAUAUGGUUUUCAAAAAGGACCUCAAAACGAGAUAUAUAUUAUAAAAACAAAAAAAAGCUAUAAAAUUGCAAAGGGAUUAAAAAGAUACAAAAAAUACAUAAAAAUUAAAAAUAAGUAUAAGUAAAAAUUAAACGUAAGUAGCUAUAUUAAAAACUUAAAAACAUUACGUUUAAAACUAUUUACAUUCCUUGAGUCUUUGAUCGUCUGACUGAGGGAGUUAAAAUCGGAAACGGCAUGAUAUUGUGUUCUUUGCUUCCCCCAAUUUCUUUUGACACGUGGUAAUCUAAAAUUGCCUUUGUUACGUGUAUUAUGCCUAUGAAGUAUGUCUUGUGUAAUCAAGUCCAUAUCGUGAUUAAUUAGGCCAUUGAUGCAUUUGUAUACGUGUACACACCUUCUUUGAAAUCGCUUUUUCUCUAGAGGCAGCCACUUGAGAACGACUAAUGCCUCAGUGGAGGAUGAGUACAAUGGUCUAUUUAAAAUAACUUAACGGCCUUAUUUUGCAAAACUUGCAAACUAGACAUAAGGGUAAUAUUAUGUUUAUCGCCCCAUACUAGAUCAGCAUAUUCAAAAAGGGGCAUAACAAGACUUUUAUAGAAAAGUAGACGCGCCCUGAAAGGCAAUAAAUGCUUUAUACGCUUGAGAAGCCCAAGCCUCUGAUUGAUUUUCCCAGUUAGGUGUUCAAUAUGGUCAGUCCAUGUGAAAUCCGAAGAUAUAUGUAUACCGAGGUAUUUAAAGCUGCGAACAUUACUUAUACUAUGAUCUAAAAUUAAAACAGUCAAAUCUACUUUGCUUUCGCGUUUCCUAUUACUACUGAUAAGCAUGCAUUUAGUUUUGUCCAAAUUUAAAGUCAGUUUGUGAUCAUGAAGCCAUUUUGCCACACCCAACUUAUCACUCAACUCCUUUGAGGAUGUACCUGAUAUAGCAAUAAAUUACAGUGUCGUCUGCAUAAAGUGACGCGUAGCAGGAGUUAAGCACAUUUGGCAAAUUAUUUAUGUAAAUCACAAACAACAGAGGCCCUAGAAUGCUACCCUGUGGCACGCCAUGCAUGACUGGAAGUUCCUCAGAUAACACUACCAGGAGCUUCCUGCUCCUACCGCCUCUGGAACUGGUCUCCCAUAUCUGACUAGCAUUACAGGCAUUGUUUGUGGAUGGCCCCAGUGAGAAUAUAUCACAAUGUCUGUUGUGAAAGAGACCAGCAAGCUGGCAAGAAGAGUGGGGAUCACAAUGUACUUGUCCAGGCAAAGUGCCAACCUGCAGAGAACUUGAUGGUUUGUUACUUUUUUCUCAACAGGAAAAAUUACUUUUCAGCAUGUGCAAGAAUUUGUAGAAGAUGUUAUUUUAGUCACAGAUGAUGAGAUCAAGAGGUCAGUACACUGAUAACCAUAUAUAAUAUAAAAUCUGUUUUUCCAUAUAGAGUCUUAAUUUUUCAUUCUGUUGAAUUUGAAGGAAAGACAGCUGCAAAACAUUAUCAAAAUUCAACUGUGUAAUUCCAGAAACAUCUGUGCAACACAUACUCUUUCUCUCAAAUAAAAUAAUUAUUGUAUUUUAUGCUGUUGGUUCAGGCCUUUCCUAUAAUUUGUGAAGUUGAUUUUACUCCCCUCCCCCCAAAAAUAUCCUAUGGUGUUACACUGUGGGCGGAGAAGAAGUUAAGUGAAAUUUUUCUUGUAACAUCUAGGCUUACUUAGAUAAGAAGGUUAUGAAUAAUGGCUAUUUUAAGUGACAUGGGUAUGACUAACUGGAGGUGAUUUCCGAUGUACAAAAAAUUUGCCUUGACACUUCCCCAUUAUUUUGUAUUGCUAAAGUUUCUUCACUCGUAUAGUAACAAUUUGCUCAAAAAUUUGGAAUAAGUCCUCCUCUGGUUGCAGUCUGCCUGUCAAGAACACCGUUGAUUGUACUUAAGCAUCCAAAAUGAAUUUUCACAUGACAUUUCUCAGUAACAACAGUUAAUUUUUUAAAACCUUUCUUUUUACGCAGGGCUGUAAAGACAUUUUACCAAGCUGGUCUUGUUGUUGAGCCCUCAGGAGCUGCAGCUUUUGCAGCCUUACAAUCAGACAAAAUACCAGAUUUAUUGCCUGGAAGCAAUGUAGUUGUCAUGGUCACUGGAGGAAAUGUAACAACUGAAGAACUGUGUGAUCUUGUUAGGUAG
This is a messenger RNA of Porites evermanni, 5631 nucleotides long. The record is from the annotation of a GenBank genome assembly. Lineage: Eukaryota; Metazoa; Cnidaria; Anthozoa; Scleractinia; Poritidae.